Messenger RNA from Trypanosoma rangeli, 657 nucleotides. RefSeq lists its product as uncharacterized. Bases 1 to 657 code for a protein of 218 amino acids. Lineage: Eukaryota; Euglenozoa; Kinetoplastea; Trypanosomatida; Trypanosomatidae. The transcript has a single exon. The record is from RefSeq and is a predicted model, not a curated record.
AUGGCGGAGUCUCACACACCGCUGCAGGCGUUGGCGGACCGCACCGCGGAGCUUAAUCUCCUCAGACAGGCAAAGAAGGCUGCCGCCAAAAGCGAGCCGUCACGGGAGGCACAGAAGCUGACGCUGAGGACCGGGCAGAUCUCCGACAGCACGAGUCUCCCCUCCUCGGAGGAGUCAUACGAGCCGUCGCUGGUGUUGCAGGUGGAGCCGCUGGCGUCGCACCGCCCACCACCAUGCUGGGGGGGGAGCGUCAGCCUUGGCCCUCUCGCGGACGCCGCGGAGCCAGCCGCCACAAGUCUCCACAUUGGCACCUUUCUAGUCUGGAAACAUCAUUUCUCUCGCAACGGAGCGGCAAAGCGGAUACUCCUCGUGCAGCGUGAGGAUGAGGUUGUGUUGCUCACCCUGAAGAAGCUGCAUUGCCUGAAGAAGGCCCCACAGCUGGCGCUGCGGAAGGAUGUCGCGGUUGUCACCGGCCUUCAGGCGUACUACAGCAACGCCAUUCAUAGGGACCACGUCCACAUUGCGGAGUGUUGUCUGGUGGUCACCCGCAGCGGUCAGCAGGUGGCGGCGGUGGAGAUGCAGUCUGUGGGCGAACUGCAGCUGGCUGUCCAGCUGCUGCUUCCCGCCUGCACAAGCAGGACCCGUGUAACGCCCUAA